Molecule: messenger RNA, 2464 nt
Organism: Myotis brandtii (Brandt's bat)
Lineage: Eukaryota; Metazoa; Chordata; Mammalia; Chiroptera; Vespertilionidae
Product: transmembrane protein 8A
Exons: 13
Coding region: 1-2346 (781 amino acids)
Cellular component (GO): plasma membrane
Source: RefSeq, a predicted model, not a curated record
AUGAGGAAACUGGGCCCCAGAUGGGGGAGGGACACUCAAGGUCACACGGGUCGCGAGGCUGACAUCAGGCUGGUGUCUGAGCAGUUCUCGCAGUCCCCGCAGAGGCUGUCUUUCUACAGCUGGUAUGGCAGCGCCAGACUCUACCGCUUCCGAGUGCCCCCGGACACCGUGCUGCUGCGCUGGCUGCUGCAGGUGGCCCAGGGCGGCGCGCCCGCAUCCGAUGCCUGCCCUGCUGUCCCCCCCUCCAGGUACUUCCGCUAUGGCGCCCCUCCCGUCAUCAACCCCCUGGGUACCAGCUUCCCUGCCAACACCUCCGUGCAGCCCUCCUUCCUCAUCAAGAUGCUGCAGAGCAACACUUCCAUCAACGUCUCCCACCCAGCACCUGGGGACUGGUUUGUGGCUGCCCACCUGCCCCCCUCAUCCCAGAAGAUUGAGGUGAAGGGCUUUAUUCCCACCUGUGCCUACAUCUUCCAGCCUGACAUGCUGGUCGUGCGGGUAGUCGAGGUCUCCAUCCUGGAGCCCGACACACCCUUGCCACAGACCCUCCUCUCCCAGCCCAUCUACCUCAAAAUCUUCGUCCCCGAGUUCACCCAGGAGCUGCGGCUGGAGCUGCAGGGCUGUGUGUCCAACGGGAGCCGGGGCUGCCCCGUGCACCUCACCGUGGGCUCAGCUACCCUGCCCAGCAACUUCCAGAAGGUGCUCACCUGCACUGGCCCCGCCCAGGCCUGCCGCCUGCUGCUGCCCUCGCCGCCCUGGGACCGGUGGUUGCAGGUGACAGCCAAGAGCCUGGCAGGGCCCCGUGUGUUGGUGGCUUUCAUAGCUGUAGCUUCUCUCACAGCCUGCAGGCCUUGGAUCGUAAACUUCCAGCAUCUUCUGCAGAACAGUUCAAACCAGAGCCGCAACAACACGUCUGCUGGUCUGCUGCCCCCGGGGCCUGGCUGGCGGGGCCUGGCGGGGAGCAGCCGUGUGGGCGGCGGCCCCUUCUGCCUCCUGAGCUACCAAGCCGUGCGGGAAGACGUGGACGUGGUGUCUGUGCACUUCAGGCCCCCGGACAGGGCCUCGGUGCUGGUGCAGUCGGAUGUGCCUGCGGUGAUGCGGCUGCAGCUGAGCACGGGCAUGGACAGCGGGGGCUCCCUCACCAUCGCCCUGUGGGCCAACGAGAGUGUGAUGCCCAACAACACCUGGGUGAAGGUCUGCGUGAACGCUGCCUCGCCCUUCCUCAGCUUCAGCGCUGCGCUCAACUGCACCACAGCCUUCUUCCAGGGGUAUGCCCUGUCUUUGAGCACCGUGUCUGGCAAGGCCCACCUUAUCAUUCCCUACCCAGAGACGGACAGCUGGUACCUCUCCCUGCAGCUCGUGUGCCCUCAGAGUCCUGACUGCUGUCUCCCAGGGCUCAGGAGCCCGCUGGAGCCCUGGCGGAGGCUGGCCAGCACACCCCGCAGCCAGCCUUCCUGGGCCCCUUCCUCCAGGGGGUGUGAGGAGGCCUCGGUGCUCGUGGAGACCGCCUUGUCCUUGGUGCCCUGUUUGAACGACUGCGGGCCAUACGGCCAGUGCCUCCUGCUGCGCAGACAUGGCUACCUGUAUGCGGGCUGCAGCUGCAAGGCAGGCUGGCGUGGGUGGAGCUGCACAGACAACAGCACCGCCCAGACCUUGGCUCAGCAACAGGUGGCCGUGCUCCUGCUCACCCUCAGCAACCUCGUGUUCCUGGCCCCCAUCGCCCUCUCUGUGCACCGCUGCCUCCUGGUGGAGGCCUCCGUCUACGCCUACACCAUGUUCUUCUCCACGUUCUAUCAUGCCUGCGACCAGCCGGGGGAGGCCGUGCUGUGCAUCCUGAGCUACGACACCCUGCAGUACUGCGACUUCCUGGGCUCUGGGGUGUCCAUCUGGGCCACCAUCCUCUGCAUGGCGCGGCUGAAGGCCGCCCUGAAAUAUGUUCUGCUUCUCCUGGGCACACUGGUGUUGGCCAUGACCUUGCAGCUGGACCGCAGGGGCGCCUGGAACAUGAUGGGGCCUUGUCUCUUUGCCUUGGUGGUCAUGGUCACCAUGUGGGUGUACCGCUGCGGGCACCGGCGGCGCUGCUACCCACCCUCCUGGCAGCGCUGGGCCUUCUACCUCCUGCCCGGCAUCUCCAUGGCCGCCGUGGCCAUUGCCAUCUACGCCUCCAUGAUGACCAGCGACAACUAUUACUAUACCCACAGCAUCUGGCACAUGCUGCUGGCGGGGAGCGCAGCCUUCCUGCUGCCCCCGCGGGACAAGCACGCUGAGCCCUGGGCCUGCUCACAGGGGCUCGCCUGCCACUAUCAGAUCUGUAAGAACCACCGGGAGGAGCUGUACACGGUGACGUGAUGCCGCCAGCUCAGGGACACGCACAGCUCCGGUGGCAGCCUCUGCAGCCAGGGGGGCACCAAGGGAGAGGGCCUGUCCGGAUGGAUUUCCAGCGGAAUAAAAUGGCCCUGCGCACCCA